Xyrauchen texanus (razorback sucker) is the source of this 2535-nucleotide messenger RNA. It is a transcript of the gene prph2a, whose product is annotated as peripherin 2a (retinal degeneration, slow). The record is from RefSeq and is a predicted model, not a curated record. The transcript is spliced from 3 exons. Gene Ontology annotation, cellular component: membrane. NCBI's taxonomy places the organism in Eukaryota, Metazoa, Chordata, Actinopteri, Cypriniformes, Catostomidae. Bases 334 to 1371 code for a protein of 345 amino acids. Gene Ontology annotation, biological process: visual perception.
UCCUCCUUUUGCAGAAAGAGGGACAUCAACAUUUGUGUCAGUUACCUGUCCACACCGCUGCGAUUUAAUCAUUGUGGAUGAAAAUCAAUUUUUGAGGCGAAUCGAGAAGAUAAUGUUUUACACUUGUGUUUACUUAUAGACUGAUCUGGGCCUUGUUUAUUAUGGGUGUGAAGACAAUCAUGAAAACAGCUAACAGGUCUUUGCUGUACUGGAAUGGAUUACACAUUGUGCCUUGAACAUACCUUGAGUAUUUAUCUAUUGUAAGCUUCUGUUUUUGGAAAUCAUCAGACAUUUUUUUUCUUUCUAUUUCUGGACUUUAACUAGUAGUCCAUCAUGGCUCUUAUGAAGAUGAAAUUUGAUCUGAAGAAGCGGGUGAAGCUUGCCCAGAUGCUAUGGCUCAUGUACUGGUUUUCCGUAAUGGCUGGCGUGCUGGUCUUCAGCAUGGGCCUUUUCUUUAAAAUUGAACUGCGCAAGAGAAGUGAACUUAUGGACAACAAUGAGAGUCAUUUUGCACCCAAUCUGCUAAUUGGUGUUGGUCUUUUGGCAUGUGGUCUCAACGCCUUUGGGGGCAAGAUCUGCUAUGAUUCCCUUGAUUCCAACAAGUUUGCAAAAUGGAAGACAGUUCUGAAGCCCUUCCUCAUUUGUUGUUUGUUCUUUAACGUUUUCCUCGUCCUCACAGCGGUUCUUUGUUUUGCCAUGCGCAUUCCUCUAGAGUUUACACUAGCUGAGGGCCUGAAAAAUGGAAUGAAGUACUACAAGGACACAGAUACACCUGGUCGCUGCUACAUGAAGAGAACUCUGGAUCUCAUGCAGAUGGAGUUCCGGUGCUGCGGCAACAAUAACUACAAAGACUGGUUUGAGAUCCAGUGGGUGAGCAACCGUUACCUGGAUUUCAGCUCCAAGGAAGUCAAAGAUCGAAUCAGCAGCAAUGUGGAUGGAAAAUACCUCAUGGAUGGAGUUCCCUUUAGUUGUUGUAACCCAAGCUCACCAAGACCCUGCAUCCAACAGCAAAUAACCAACAACUCAGCUCACUACAGCUAUGACCACCACACUGAAGAUCUCAACAUCUGGAAACGUGGCUGCCGAGAUGCUCUUGUAUCCUACUAUGGUGGAAUGAUGAGCACCAUUGGGAUACUUGUGCUGCUGGUCACCCUCUUGGAAAUUGCUGUAAUGAUUGGACUACAGUACGUAAACACCUCUCUGUCCACGCUGGUGAACCCAGAAGACCCUGAGAGCGAGAGUGAGGGCUGGAUCCUGGAGAAAACUGUCAAAGAGACCUUCACUGACAUCAUGGCUAAGAUGAAGGCUAUGGGCAAAGGCAGUCAAGUGGAAGAGGGAGCACAGGAAGAGGCUGUUGCCACUGUAAGCUGAGUGAGCUUAGCCCACCAGAACUUUGGCCACACCUACCUGAGGUAGAGAGCUGUGGGACACCGCCUGAAUCUGACACUGUAACUAUAUCACUCACACAACACAAAGUGAAGACGAAGCCAAUUAAUGAAGACCUGGCGAAGAAGAAAACAACAACAACCAAAAUACAAACCCUUGUCAUUUAGUAAUAUUAUGUUUUUAUAAAGUCUGUAUAUUUCAUUUAUAUGGUAGCGCAAUAUUAUGUUGAAAUCCCCAGAAAAAAACAUUGAGUUUAAAAAUCUUGAAGUAUUCAAAAUACAUUUUUAACAAGCUUUGCUCCCCUAAUUGACUUUGUACUUUGCUGCACAACAUCAAAAAAUGUUGUAGUCAAAUGUUACGUUUACAAUUAUACUUCAGUUUUCAUUUUGUUUUAUUUAAUGUUCGAGUUGAUAUUCAACCUGAGGAAGGCUACUCUGGGAUUUGGCAAAGUGUAAAAAUUAAAAGAGUGGAAACUAGCUGUAUGAUGCCCUCCCAACGCAACUGUUCCUAUGCAACCAACCAUGCCACUCCUCAGUUCAGUCAGGGCAUUUAUUUAAUAGGAUAUCAUUUAACAACACUUUAAUUGUCAUGUGACAAGUAUGACAAAUGAAAAUAAAACACUACUUUUUAAAUUCUAUAAGGAGCAAGAAGCAAGGUAUGAAAGUGUACAGAUGAGAAUGCACACACUUUUUACAACGAUGGAUGGAGAGACAACAAGUAGAUGUUUUAUUUGUUUUACUUGAAAAUUAAGUAAUGCUUGAUAAAAAUGUAUAGUAUUUUUGAAGCACUAACUAAAAGAGCUGUAAUAUGGUUUCAAUUGAGUAUGACCAGAGCUUUGAACUGGGAUAUGGGAAUGAACGUUUAUUUUUGUGGCCUGCCUAAUAAAUACUCUGUUAAAUUAUCUGCCUGUGAAGAUAAAUACAUCAGAGCUAAAAGGGAGGCUGAUUUUGCCAUUUUAGGAGGCCAGGAACAUUCAAGGCCUCAAUAAGUGCUAUGGUACUGAGUUAUAAGCAGGUACAGGGUGAAAGGAUGCUUGAGAUGGCCCAUGGAGCUGAAGAGAAAGCUUAAGCCUGGCAGCUAAACCCUGACCUGUGACUUCUGCAUACACAAUAACUACACAAAAUGUCCCAGGCCAGAGACUGAAACUCA